GAAUCUUCCAAGUCCAAAACCCGGCCAUCGGUUGGCCGGUGGCCGUCUGUAUAAAUAGGGGAGCAGUACACAACGCACAUGAGACAAGGAAGGAAAGCAACACAAUUACACAACACUACUGAAAGACACGAAGAAGCAGAGAGAGAGAGGGCAAAUUAAGCUCGAGGUAAGCUAGGAUGGGGUUGCUGCUGCUGCUUCACGUCGUCCUGGCCGCGGCGGCGGCGGGAGCCCCAGCGGCGCAGGCGUGGGGCAAGGAGGGGCACUACAUGACCUGCAAGAUCGCCGACGGUUUCCUGACGAGCGGGGCGUCGGCGGCGGUGAAGGAGCUCCUGCCGUCGUGGGCCAACGGCGAGCUCGCGGAGGUGUGCGCGUGGGCGGACAAGCAGCGCUUCCGGUACCGGUGGUCCAGCCCCCUGCACUUCGCCGACACCCCCGGCGACUGCAACUUCAGCUACGCCAGGGACUGCCACGACACCAAGGGGAACAAGGACGUGUGCGUGGUAGGAGCUAUCAACAACUACACCGCCGCGCUGGAGGACCCCUCCAGCCCGUAUGAUCGGACGGAGAGCCUGAUGUUCCUGGCGCACUUCGUGGGCGACGUGCACCAGCCGCUCCACUGCGGCCACGUGGACGACCUCGGCGGCAACACCAUCAAACUCCGCUGGUACAGGAGGAAGAGCAACCUGCACCACGUGUGGGAUUCAGACGUGAUCACACAGGCCAUGAAGGACUUUUACAACAGGGACCAGGACACCAUGAUCGAGGCCAUCCAGCGCAACAUCACCGAGGUCUGGUCCAGCGAGGAGAAACAGUGGGAGGCGUGCGGCAGCCAAACCAAGAUCACCUGCGCCGAAAAGUACGCCAAGGAGAGCGCAUUGCUGGCCUGCGACGCGUACGAGGGCGUCGAGCAAGGCGACACCUUACGAGACGACUAUUACUUCCGGGCGCUGCCGGUUGUCGAGAAGAGGAUCGCUCAGGGGGGCGUGAGGCUGGCGGUGAUCCUUAACCAGAUCUUCAGUGGGAAGAAUAGUAGGCUGCAGAGCAUCUGAUUGAUAUACUGUAGUAGUAGAAAUUAAGGAAGCGGCUACACAAAAAUCACGAAUUCACGAUUGAAUUUGUUAUCAGUCCACCAAAGCGGCUUAGACUCGCUGCUGCUGCGGCAAAUCAUUUGUAUUUGUAUGUAUGCAUGUAUGUAUCUAUGCAUGCAUAUGGUGUUGUAUUUAUUGACACCAUUGUAUCAUCUUCAUUUCCUCCGUGGGAUAAUACUAGUUAUCUAACCUUCUUGUGAUUGUAA
Molecule: messenger RNA, 1294 nt
Organism: Triticum aestivum (bread wheat)
Lineage: Eukaryota; Viridiplantae; Streptophyta; Magnoliopsida; Poales; Poaceae
Product: endonuclease 4
Exons: 8
Coding region: 177-1049 (290 amino acids)
Biological process (GO): DNA catabolic process
Molecular function (GO): nucleic acid binding; endonuclease activity
Source: RefSeq, a predicted model, not a curated record